This is a messenger RNA of Kickxella alabastrina, 1233 nucleotides long. RefSeq lists its product as uncharacterized. NCBI's taxonomy places the organism in Eukaryota, Fungi, Kickxellomycota, Kickxellomycetes, Kickxellales, Kickxellaceae. The record is from RefSeq and is a predicted model, not a curated record. The coding region runs from base 1 to 1233 and encodes 410 amino acids. The transcript has a single exon.
AUGUCGUCUUCAUCGACAACCGCCAUUUCAAUUGUCGGCACGGUGACGCUGCCAGGCAUGACGCAGACCAUCGAGACAGCGCUGACAUCCGUGUUCACCACGGCCGUCACAUACAUGACAACAAUAACUGCAACCGUCUCCGUCCCCAUUGGCCAGCCCACACCGACCAUGGACCUGCUGACGACGUACACGACAGUAAACACGCACUACGAAACAACAACCGUGAUAGGCUCCUACCCGACGAUCCCCACACUGCCGGCACCCACGAUCAUCACCGGGGGCGUCGGCCAAGUGGGCGGCGUAACGAUUAUCGGGGCCAUCUACGAGCUCUGGAUGUACUUCCUGUGCCCCUCGCAGACAUGCUCGCCUUGGCGCGAAUGGCUGACGUUCAUUCCGAACGUCGCCGCCGGCUGGGUACUCGGGGCACUGGCGCUGAUUCUCGGACUGGGUCUUUUGAUCAUGGCGCUGAAGUGCGGCGGACUCGAGUUUAUCUUUGGCUUCCUCUCGAUGAUUUUCCUGUGCAUCUGCCUGUGGCUGCGCGCCGCGCUAAAGCACUCGUCCGGGAGUCUCUUUACGAUGUAUAAGGUGUCCUUGUGGUUUAAUUAUUUUGCCGCGGUGCUUAUGGCUAUGCUCAUUGUGCAGUUGAUUUUCCGCCUGGUCGUUCACCUUGAUAAUACGCUUUGCGGCGCGGUGCGUGGGCUGGUCGGGUUUGUGUACUUUAUCGCUCUCGUUCUGUUUGCCCUGCUGACUGCUGCAAUUGUGCUGAUGUUCAACCUGGCGUCGUUUGCCAAGAUGCAUAGUGGGAUGCAGUGCCUUCAAGCGUUUGUUGUUAUUAUGCUGAUUCUCGCUGUUAUUCUCCUGCUGGCUACCGCUUGGGCGUCCUCCAAUGACGUGAAGAGCCACCAUAUGGGCCAUGUCAUUAUCAUCGGUCUCUGCGUCUUGUUCUUGUUGGUUUGGGCGUGCUUUAUGACUGGGCGGGCGUUUUUGGGGCUGAGCAGUGCCGGAAGACACAGCGAGGCACUGUGGUACGUGUUUAAUAUCGUGCCGCUGCUGCUGAUUGCCCUGGUGCUUUUGGCGUUGAAUGCACCGGCGAUGUUUACUUUCUGCCAUUGCCAGGUCAACGCCUGCCCGGUGUGCAACCCGCAUGUGGCCUAUGGUAACACGGGUGUGGUUCAUGCGGCACCUAUUAGCGCAAACGCUAGGGAGUCGAAUGUCAACAGAUUCUACAUGUAA